UACGUGGAGCCGGCAGUCAGCGUUUGCGGGUGGUGGCUUCGCUCGGACUCGCGUGGAGGAGCUCGGGGGUCCCGACUCCCAGCUGACUGCCAUGAGGAGAAGUGAGGUGCUGGCAGAGGAGUCCAUAGUAUGUCUCCAGAAAGCUCUAAAUCACCUUCGGGAAAUAUGGGAAUCAAUCGGGAUUCCAGAGGACCAACGCUUACAGAGAACCCAGGUUGUAAGGAAGCACAUCGAGAAUCUCCUGAAUAUGAUGAUUGCUGAAGAGGAGAGCCUGAAGGAAAGGCUUAUCAAAAGCAUAUCGAUCUGCCAAGAGGAGCUGAAUGCCUUGUGCAGUGAGUUACACAUCGAACCAUUUCAGGAAGAAGGAGAAACAACUGUCCUACAACUAGAAAAAGAUCUGCGUACUCAGGUGGAAUUAAUGCGCAAACAGAAAAAGGAGAGAAAACAGGAACUGAAGCUGCUGCAAGAACAAGAUCGAGAACUCUGUGAAGUUCUUUGUAUGCCUCAAUAUGACAUUGACAGCACCUGUGUUCCCAGCUUAGAUGAUUUAAACCAGUUCAGACAACACUUGGCAACUCUAAGGGAAAAAAAGGCAUCUAGGCGUGAGGAGUUUCUCAGCUUGAAGAGACAGAUCAUACUAUGUAUGGAAGAAUUGGAUCACACCCCAGACACAAGCUUUGAAAGAGAUGUGGUGUGUGAGGAUGAAGAUGCCUUUUGUUUGUCUUUGGAGAACAUUACAACACUACAAAAGCUGCUACGGCAGAGAAAAGCUUCAGAUCCAAGUCGAUUUACAAACCGGGGAGGAAAUCUCCUCAAAGAAGAAAAGCAACGAGCAAAACUCCAGAAAACACUCCCUAAGCUGGAAGAGGAGUUGAAGACACGGAUUGAAAUGUGGGAGCAGGAGCAAUCAACUGCAUUUCUGGUGAAUGGGCAGAAAUUCAUGGAGUAUGUGAUAGAACAGUGGGAGAACCAUAGACUGGAGAAGGAGCGAGCCAAGCAGGAAAGGCAAUUGAAGAAUAAGAAGCAGACAGAGACAGAGGUACUGUAUGGCAGUGCUCCCCGAACACCCAGCAAGCGGCAAAUUCUGGCUCCCAGCACACCCGGCAAAGUGCGCAAGCUAAACACUACCAUCGUGUCCAAUGCUGCAGCCAAUAGCAGCAUUCGUCCUGCCUUUGGGGGGACAGUGUACCACUCCCCCAUGUCUCGACUUCCUCCUUCUGGCAGCAAGCCAGUCACUUCUACCUGUUCAGGAAAGAAAACUCCCCGUGCCAACAGACUUGGGGCCAACAAGGAGAACAUAGAGCUUAGUGGAAGCUUCCUGAGCGGUGGGUACCCUGGCUCAGCCCCUCUCCAGCGCAACUUCAGCAUUAAUUCUGUUGCCAGCACCUAUUCUGAGUUUGCGAAGGAUCCAUUCCUCUCUGACAGCUCCACUGUUGGGCUUCAGCGAGAACUUUCAAAGGCUUCCAAAUCUGAUGCUACUUCUCGAAUCCUCAAUUCAACCAACAUCCAGUCCUGAGAAGCCCCGACCAGGCCACCAGCUGGACUUAAUGAUAUGAUGGGGGCUGGAGUUUUUCUUCAGUUUAACUCAAAUACCUUAAAGCUUAGUUAUAGCAGUAAGUAGAAAUUUUAGCAUCUGGGAGCUAAUUUCCUUCUCUGCCUCAUAACUACUUGGUGAAGCAUGAUUCCAGGGCUUGUUGCAGCUCACUGUUGUGUAGGAAAAUGACUGACUGGGCCCAGCCUUGGGCGGUAAGCUGUAAGUCUGGCCUGUAUACCUGUAAUUAACAAUUAACAUUUUAAAAAAUCUAGGCAUGUCCAGUUAGUGCUACAGUUCUGAUAGCUUUGCUGUCACUCAGAGGCCUGUCCCUAUCACAUUGAGGUCUGUGUGUGUGCCAGCAUUUGGGGCGGCUGACCUACUGCCAAAGAGUGACAGGUAGCCAGGAGCACCUUUGUUGAAUUGCUUGUCAUUACAGAAUGCAGUCCCUUUAGGAAAUGCACACACCGUCUGAAGCAGUUCCUUAGGGUCCAGUCCCCACCCUGUUCCUGCUGUGCCCAAGUCCUACCCUUAAAGCUGCAGCCAGGGGUGUGGGGGCUACCUUGGUGAGCGGGACUGCAUCUACUAUAGAGACCACCAGCACCUUUGCACAUGUCCCUAUAGGGCUUGUCCCUGCACCAGGCUCUACCUGCUCUGUCCAUCACUGUGCUCUCCCUAAGUGCUAUUAUUUAUUUGCUACCUGUGACACGUCAAAAUGGUUCUCAAAAGCUUAUCAGUGUGACACGCUCGGAAGCUGUUGCUGUUUAUAUUUUAAAAACAGGA
Messenger RNA from Octodon degus (degu), 2314 nucleotides. It is a transcript of the gene Prc1, whose product is annotated as protein regulator of cytokinesis 1. NCBI's taxonomy places the organism in Eukaryota, Metazoa, Chordata, Mammalia, Rodentia, Octodontidae. The coding region runs from base 92 to 1516 and encodes 474 amino acids. The transcript is spliced from 12 exons. The record is from RefSeq and is a predicted model, not a curated record. Gene Ontology annotation, molecular function: microtubule binding. Gene Ontology annotation, biological process: mitotic spindle midzone assembly; microtubule cytoskeleton organization. Gene Ontology annotation, cellular component: spindle; mitotic spindle midzone; cytoplasm.